ACUUCCUCUGUGUUUUGGAGAUGUUUUCAAAUCGGUUCACAUGGUUUAACAGUAAAUGUAAAACGACGGUUGUAUCAUAUUUAAAUCCUGUUCAAUAUGAUAAACGCGGAUGAAGUGGCCGAGUUGUGUUACGAGCGUUUCCGCCGGCUGCCCCGGAGAGGGAAGCCCGAAUCGGGCAGAGAGUGGAGCCUGCUGGCCGCUGUGCUCCGGAUCACCCGGAGUCCAAACUGUGGCUCAGUUGAGAUGGAGGUGGUCUCUUUGGGAACUGGGACUAAGUGCAUCGGGAAGGCAGCCAUGAGUCCCGCCGGAGACGUUCUCAACGACAGCCAUGCAGAAGUCAUCGCCAGGAGGGGUUGCAUCAGGUGGAUGUAUCUGAUCCAGGAGCUACACGGAGCUGUGAGCGGUCGCUGCAACUCGCUGUUUCGCCAGGUGGAUCAGAGAGGGAAGUGGAGGCUUCAGCCUGGAGUUUCCUUCCUCCUCUUUACCAGUCAUACUCCAUGUGGUGACGGUUCCAUCAUUCCCAUGACUGACUCCGAGUCCCAGCCCUGCCCUCCUGUCACAUCUGUGAGCAGCUGUGAAGAGACUGAUGGAGGAAAGAAGCUGAAAAGGAAGGUUGAGGAGCCAGGCGAAAGAGGAAAAUUUAAGCUGCAUCGUCUCGAAGAGAAAGAGACAAAAGAAGAAGAAACGGGCCAGUUUGAAUUCAGGACUUAUCCCACUGAAACACCUGAUGGAGACGUGUCGGUUCCUGCUGCAGUGACGGAGCUCAGACCAGGAGACUCUGCAAACGUGAGUCCGUCACGGGUCAGGGAUGUUCACAGGACUGGCGCCAAGUGUGUCCCAGGUGGCCCGGUGGACCCUCUGCACCCUGGGCCGAGGUACCACAGUACCGGCGUCCUCCGUGUGAAGCCGGGACGAGGAGAACCGACUUUAUCCCUGUCUUGCAGCGACAAACUGGCCCGCUGGGGGGUGCUGGGCUUCCAGGGUGCGCUGCUGUCUCAUUACCUGGAGGAGGCGCUGUAUUUCAGCACUGUGGUGGUGGGAAAGUGUCCGUACAGCCAAAAAGUCAUGGACAGAGCCUUGGUCACAAGGUGCUCCCACGUGUCAGGCCUGCCUGAUGGUUUCUCUGUUUGCUCACCACUGCUGCUGCAGUCCAGCCUGGAGUUCCCGUUCAGCCAGAACCAAACCGAGCUUCAACACCGGGCUGGGCGCAUCUCCCCGUGUGGAGCAGCUAUAAGCUGGUGUAAUGUUGCAGAUCAGCCACUAGAUGUCACUGCCAACGGCUACAAACAUGGAGUCACGAAGAAAGUCCUGGGAACACCUAAAGCCAGGUCUCUUCUGUGUAAACUGGAGCUUUUUCAUUCGUUCCUGUCUCUAGUAGCGGCCACUGACCCUUCAGCUCUGCCCGACUCUCUCAGGUCGGGAGAGCUGCACACCUACUGGGACUAUAAGCAGGCCUCCCAGUCGUAUCAGCAGGCCUGGCAGCAGCUGCGUCAGCAGGCCUUCCCUCUGUGGCCUCGCAGCGACAGAAACCUCCUCCUGUUUCACUGAAAACCGACUCCGCAGCAGGAAUGUCCUCGUCGGGCUCGAUGAAAAACCUGCUUUGUUGCAGCACCAACUCAGAGGUCAUGUGUGGAAAUAAGGCUGCUUUUAAACCGAUUUUAAACCGAGGAUGGCAGAAAGAGACAUUUUUCAUCACAAAGCGUUUGUUUCCGCCCGCUGUCUAUUGGCUCAGCUGCUCUGUAGCUCAGGGUCCACAGCGGGACGGCCCGCUCCGUCCUGCUGUUCAGAGGGGCUGAUGUCUGCGUGUUACGGCUCUAUUUUCAUGUCACAUGUUGAGCUCUCUGAAAACACAGCUGGGAUGUACCUGCCUACAAGUUCCAGUUCUCUGCAUUAGUUUUCAAACUGUCCCUGCGUUUGUCCCACAGAUAAACCAGUGUGUCGGGUUUUACUUCUGGUAAUCUUUAACAGCUACAUAAAACCCAAUCGGAACUUCUUGGGUGUUGGUACGUCGUUUUCCAGAAUCGCUGAGUUAGUUUUACACCAGAUGUAACAGGACACACACCUUCCAACAAGUCCUGCUUCUGUCUCAUCUAUCCACAGAAUAUUGUUGUGGAAUUUCUUAUCAAAGUGGAGAGAAGUUGACUCACAAGAAGAGAAAAUCCGGACUUUGUCUUAAUAAGUUUUAUUCAAAGGCAUUCAGCGUUUGAAUGACUCUGUCACCGAGCAA
Girardinichthys multiradiatus is the source of this 2227-nucleotide messenger RNA. It is a transcript of the gene adat1, whose product is annotated as adenosine deaminase tRNA specific 1. Bases 97 to 1548 code for a protein of 483 amino acids. Gene Ontology annotation, biological process: RNA processing. Gene Ontology annotation, molecular function: adenosine deaminase activity; RNA binding. The record is from RefSeq and is a predicted model, not a curated record. The transcript has 9 exons. Lineage: Eukaryota; Metazoa; Chordata; Actinopteri; Cyprinodontiformes; Goodeidae.